UCCUCCCACCUUACGACACCCCAUUGGUUGGAGUGGUGCGAAUGACGUCAUCAGCCCGCGCUCUCUCUCUUUCUGUGUCUACGCCGCCCGCGAGUCUCCUCCAUCUCCGCGAGUUAGUAGUUGUCGCGAUGGACUGGCGCCCAGAUGAGGAAGGAUUGCAGCAGGUCCUUCAGCUGCUUAAAGACUCGCAGUCCCCAGACACAGCCACGCAGCGGGUAGUCCAGGAUAAAUUAAAACAUUUGAACCAGUAUCCAGAUUUCAACAACUACUUAAUCUUUGUGCUGACGCGGCUCAAGUCUGAAGAUGAGCCAACACGAUCCCUGAGUGGUUUGAUCCUGAAAAACAAUGUGAAGGCCCAUUAUCAGAGCUUCCCUCAACCAGUGUCUGAAUUUAUCAAGCAGGAAUGUUUGAACAGCAUUGGCGAUUCUUCUUCUCUCAUCAGAGCAACAAUUGGUAUACUUAUUACUACCAUUGCAUCGAAGGGUGAACUGCAGACGUGGCCAGAGCUCCUUCCUCAGCUAUGUAACUUGCUGAACUCUGAGGAUUACAACACGUGUGAGGGUGCGUUUGGGGCUCUGCAGAAGAUCUGUGAAGAUUCCUCUGAACUCCUUGACAGUGAUGCGCUCAACAGGCCCCUCAACAUCAUGAUCCCUAAAUUCCUCCAGUUUUUUAAGCAUUGCAGUCCCAAAAUCAGGUCUCAUGCUAUCGCCUGUGUCAAUCAGUUUAUCACAGAUCGAGCGCAAGCACUCAUGGAUAAUAUAGACACUUUUAUUGAGCACCUUUUUGCCCUGGCAGUGGAUGAAGACCCUGAGGUUCGGAAGAACGUGUGCCGUGCGCUGGUCAUGUUGCUGGAGGUCCGAAUAGACCGGCUACUGCCUCACAUGCACAGCAUAAUCCAGUAUAUGCUGGAAAGGACGCAGGACAGCGAUGAGAACGUAGCACUGGAAGCCUGUGAAUUUUGGCUCACCUUGGCAGACCAGCCUAUCUGCAAGGAUGCCCUCGCUAAUCACCUCCUGCAAUUGAUUCCAAUCUUGGUGAAUGGGAUGAAAUAUAACGAGAUUGACAUAAUACUACUGAAGGGGGAUGUGGAGGAGGAUGAGACCGUGCCGGACAGUGAGCAGGACAUCAAGCCACGGUUCCACAAGUCUCGCACAGUGACACUGCAGCACGAGGAAGAUCGUGCAGAAGGUGAUGAUGAUGCAGAUGACGAGGACGAUGACGAUGAUACAUUGUCUGACUGGAAUUUGAGAAAAUGUUCUGCUGCUGCUCUCGACGUCCUUGCCAAUGUGUUCCGGGAGGAGUUGCUCCCUCACCUUCUGCCUCUUCUGAAAGGUCUCCUUUUCCAUCCCGAGUGGGUCAUAAAGGAGUCAGGAAUCCUGGUCCUUGGGGCAAUUGCUGAAGGUUGCAUGCAGGGAAUGGUUCCUUACCUCCCAGAACUUAUCCCUCAUCUGAUCCAGUGCUUGUCUGAUAAGAAGGCAUUGGUCCGCUCCAUUGCCUGCUGGACACUGAGCCGAUAUGCCCAUUGGGUCGUCAGCCAACCUCCUGACCUCUACUUGAAGCCGCUAAUGACGGAGCUCCUCAAACGCAUCUUGGACAGCAACAAGAGGGUGCAGGAGGCAGCUUGCAGCGCUUUUGCUACGUUGGAAGAAGAGGCCUGCACAGAAUUGGUUCCGUACUUGAGCUUCAUAUUGGAUACGUUGGUGUUUGCAUUUGGGAAAUACCAGCACAAGAAUCUUCUGAUCUUGUAUGAUGCGAUUGGGACGCUGGCAGAUUCUGUGGGACACCAUUUAAAUCAACCUGAGUACAUCCAAAAACUUAUGCCCCCAUUGAUCCAGAAAUGGAAUGAACUGAAGGAUGAAGAUAAAGACCUUUUCCCCCUGUUAGAGUGCUUAUCGUCCAUCGCCACCGCUCUGCAGAGUGGAUUCCUUCCGUAUUGUGAGCCGGUCUACCAGCGCUGUGUCACCUUGGUACAAAAGACCCUUGCUCAGGCCAUGAUGUACAGUCAACAUCCGGAUCAGUAUGAAGCUCCAGAUAAGGAUUUUAUGAUUGUUGCCCUGGACCUCUUGAGUGGACUUGCAGAAGGACUUGGUGGACACGUGGAGCAAUUAGUAGCCAGGAGCAACAUCAUGACCCUUCUAUUCCAAUGCAUGCAGGACAUAAUGCCUGAGGUUCGACAAAGUUCCUUUGCUCUGUUAGGGGACCUAACAAAGGCCUGCUUCCUGCAUGUGAAACCAUGUAUCUCUGAAUUUAUGCCCAUUCUUGGCACCAACCUAAAUCCAGAGUUUAUAUCGGUCUGUAACAAUGCAACGUGGGCCAUUGGAGAGAUCUGCAUGCAGAUGGGGGCAGAAAUGCAGCCAUAUGUUUCGAUGGUUUUAAACAAUCUUGUGGAAAUUAUCAACCGGCCAAACACCCCGAAAACACUUCUGGAAAACACAGCCAUUACGAUCGGGCGCCUGGGUUGUGUAUGUCCCCAAGAAGUGGCACCCAUGCUUCAGCAGUUUAUCAGGCCCUGGUGCACGUCACUACGCAACAUCCGUGACAAUGAGGAAAAAGACUCUGCCUUCAGGGGGAUCUGUAUUAUGAUUGGGGUUAACCCAGGAGGUGUAGUGCAGGAUUUUAUCUUUUUCUGUGACGCGGUUGCAUCGUGGGUUAGUCCGAAGGAUGAUCUCCGAGAUAUGUUCUAUAAGAUUUUGCACGGUUUCAAAGAGCAGGUAGGGGAGGAAAACUGGAACCAGUUCUCCGAGCAGUUCCCUCCGCUGCUGAAGGAACGUCUGGCUGCAUUCUAUGGGGUUUAAAGCAAGCAGAAGAGGAUCUACGCAAACCCAGCAUGGGAGGUGCCUGUUUGGUCCAUGCGGUCAUUGAGAAGAAUGGUGUCCAACACCCCACCCAUCCAGUCUUUAGCGGGGUUUUCAGGGAACUGUCAGGGCCAGUACCACCAUCCCUCCACCCCAAAUUCCUGGGAACAUCUGUGAAGAGUAGGAGGACAAAACAAGAUUUCAACUUGCAACACCCUAAAUUAUUUUUUUAAAUUGACUAUUUUUUUUUUUUUUAAAUCAAGCAUUAAGGGUGGGGUUGGGCCUUGGUUCAAGACGUUCCCUGAAGGGAGGGUAUAGGGACCUACUACAUGAGCUGAUAACAUGCAUAGCGGGUUGGUUAGUGGGUCGGGAGGAGGGGCGGGAGGAUUAGAAUACAGAGCGGGAGGGAGGUUGGGAAUCCAUAGAUGCAUCAAGACGUUUGGCUGAUAAUCUGCCGUGAAGAUGAGGCAGGAGCCAAAAUACCAUAUCACAUCAGGAUAGGAAAGCUGGCCAUUAUCAUUGCAGGUCUGUGGUGCAGCUGGAGGGAAGGGGAACCUUUUUCGUGGUAAUGAAUUGGGCUGGAAGAGGGAGGUUACUUUCUGAAGUUAAUAGCAUAUAUGAAACAAGUCUUAAUCUGCUGCCCCAUUCCAGUUUUUAAAAGAUUUAGGACACUGGCACAUGGUCCACCAGCAUUCAGUCCAUUGUGGUGGAUAUUUGUCUUAAUUUCUGUCUAGCUUCAAGGGUUUCACUAUCCACUGAUGGAAGCAGUUUUAGAAACGGGUAUUUUUAUUUAUUUUUUUAAAAAUUUUCUUCUUCAGUCAUCAGCAUCAGAACACCACCUCUGUGUCGCAAGUUUCCGGUACUAGCAUGAAGGAUUUUAUGUCUGCACCAUUUAGUGCUCCACUUCUUCGUGUACUUCCUGCAUUCCGCAGUGGCUGCAAGUAAACCAUACUUGCAUGAAGAUGGAGAGCGUAGCACAGACGAUCUUCGCAGGACUAUUUACCUACACCUUGAGUGUGCCCGCUUUCACCUGAACUCCUGCUAUUUUAAUCCAUAUGGUGUCCAUUGCCAAGAGAGGCAGAAGCCUGCCCCUUUGUAGAUACCUGCAUGGAACAUGUGUUUACAGACACUGAUGGGUCUAAAUGAUGCCCUGUAACAAAAAAAAGCUUACCUCUUUAUAUACUAACACUAUGACAACUGAAUCAGGACAACUUUUAUGUUUUAUUUUUAUUAUUUAAUAUGAUUUUUAGAUUUUAUGUUUGAACCCUCAGUGAGGUGUAAAUGUAAGAUAACGUUCACCAUCACUCCAAUAACUGCUUUCAAUUGUGGGACCUGCACCCUAUCAGACUAUGUUAUGCAUUAUAGGUCCCACAGGUGGGGAACGAAAACACGCAUAGCACUAGAAAUUAGGAAUCCAGUGGGGUCUGUUCAAACAUUCCAGGUUUCUAUUCUCCCCAUAAAGUAAUAUAUGGAUUUUAUUUAGAGAAUCUUUAGAAAUUCCAGGACACCCUAAAAGUGAUUAUUGAUUCAUAGACUGGGACCUAGCUAAAAUUUGGGGGAGAAGGGUUACAAUGGGUUAGGCUUGUUAAGUAAGUUAGAGGGGCAUAGUGGAUGCAGCAGGGAAGUGAAGUGAAUAACCUGGACUUUGACUCACAUCAACCAAAUGUAUUUUGGUACUGAGGGGACUAUUUUGACUCAUCAAGAUCCGGAGGAUGAGAAAGAUAGCUAGAUGUUAUAACCUCUCUGGAGAGGGCACAAUGAUAUGUGCAGGGUGCGAUGAGGUGGUGCCCAUUCUUUACCACCUUCCCUCCCUGUUUUGUACAGUAGGGCACACCACUAGGCUCCAGUUGAAUUCUGGGUCUGUAUAUUGGUAUUUGUGAUGUAAUGUUUCCUAUGGUAAAACUGCAGUGUACUUAGUGUAAAGCUGUCUGCUUGCACCUUUGCUCAGAUGAGAAUUAUAUUCUCAUUUUAUGUAUAUUUUUUUUUUGUUCGUUUAUUUUUUUUGUUAACUAAAAUGCAGUUUUUUUGUGAUUCUAAAA
Messenger RNA from Pelobates fuscus (common spadefoot toad), 4834 nucleotides. RefSeq names its product transportin 2 (gene TNPO2). NCBI's taxonomy places the organism in Eukaryota, Metazoa, Chordata, Amphibia, Anura, Pelobatidae. Gene Ontology annotation, molecular function: small GTPase binding; nuclear import signal receptor activity. The transcript is spliced from 25 exons. Gene Ontology annotation, biological process: protein import into nucleus. The record is from RefSeq and is a predicted model, not a curated record. Gene Ontology annotation, cellular component: cytoplasm; nucleus. The coding region runs from base 42 to 2795 and encodes 917 amino acids.